This is a messenger RNA of Passer domesticus (house sparrow), 1702 nucleotides long. It is a transcript of the gene POLR3C, whose product is annotated as RNA polymerase III subunit C. Gene Ontology annotation, cellular component: RNA polymerase III complex. Bases 31 to 1629 code for a protein of 532 amino acids. Gene Ontology annotation, biological process: DNA-templated transcription. The transcript has 14 exons. Gene Ontology annotation, molecular function: single-stranded DNA binding. NCBI's taxonomy places the organism in Eukaryota, Metazoa, Chordata, Aves, Passeriformes, Passeridae. The record is from RefSeq and is a predicted model, not a curated record.
CUCCUCCGCGGCCGUUGCGGGCCCGCCGCCAUGACCCAGGCCGAGCUGCGGCUCUGCUCGCUCCUGCUGCAGGAGCACUUCGGGGACAUCGUGGAGAAAGUGGGGAGCUCGCUGCUGCGGACCGGGCCGCGGCCGCUGCGGCUGCUGCUGGGGGACACGGGGCUGCUCCCGGACCAGGUGAAGAAGGCGCUGUGUGUCCUGAUCCAGCACGGCCUGGCGCGUUUCCAGGCGCAGCCGCGCGGCCCCGUGGAGUACGAGGCGCAGGGCCCGCGCGUGCUGCGCCUGCUGCGCCACCCGCGCUACAUCUACACGGCCAAGGCGCUCUACGGGGACCCGGGCGAGCUGCUGGUGGAGGAGCUGCUGCUGCACGGCUGCCUGCCCAUGAGCUGCGCCGUGGCCAGGGUGGCUGACCGCCUCACCGACACCAUGGAAGACGGGAAGACCAUGGAUUACGCGGAGGUGUCCAACACCUUCGUGCGCCUGGCAGACACGCACUUCAUCCAGAGGUGCCCCGCGGCCCCCGAGGUGCCCCAGAACGCCAAGGUGCCCCCGGCCCCGGCCCUGGCCAUCGCUGACAAGGACAUGUACGUGGUGCCACGCAUCAGCCUCGCGGGGAAAGGGAAGAGGCGACACUCGUGCGACGAGGAAGAGGAGGGAGAGCACAAAGCCAAAAGGCAGAAGCAGGAGGGAGGAAGCUCCGAGGCUCCCCCAGAUGAUGGCAUUUACUGGCAGGUGAACCUGGAGCGUUUCCACCAGCACUUCCGUGACCAGGCCCUGGUCAGCGCCGUGGCCAGCCGCAUGGACCAGACCAGCAGCGAGGUGGUGCGGACGAUGCUGCGCAUGAGCGAGGUGACCACGGCCUCGGGGGCCCCCCACACGCAGCCCCUCUCCUCCAACGAGAUUUUCAGGUCUCUUCCAGCCGGGUACAACAUCGGGAAGCAGGUGCUGGACCAGUACCUGGCGCUGCUGGCCGAUGACCCGUUGGAGUUUGUGGGGAAGUCGGGGGACAGUGGAGGGGGCACCUACACUGUCAACCUGCACAAGGCCCUGGUGUCCCUGGCCACGGCCACGCUGGAGUCCAUCGUGGAGGAGAGGUUUGGCUCCCGCUGUGCCCGGAUCUUCCGGCUGCUCCUGCGCAAGAAGCACCUGGAGCAGAAGCAGGUGGAGGACUUUGCCAUGAUCCCAGCCAAGGAGGCCAAGGACAUGCUCUACAGGCUGCUCUCGGAGAACCUGGUCACCUUGCAGGAGAUCCCCAAGACUCCAGACCACGCUCCGUCGCGCACCUUUUACCUGUACACGGUGAACACGCUGGCUGCUGCUCGGAUGCUGCUGCACAGGUGCUACAAGAGCGUGGCCAACCUGAUGGAGCGGAGGCAGCACGAGAUGCGCGAGAACAAGAGGCUCCUGGAGAAGUCCCAGCGUGUGGAGGCCAUCCUGGCCUCCAUGCAGGCCACGGGCGCCGAGGCGGCGCAGCUGCACGAGGUGGAGGAGAUGAUCACGGGGCCCGAGAGGCAGCAGCUGGAGAACCUGAAACGCAACGUCAACAAGAUCGACGCCAGUGAGAACCAGGUGGAUGAGACCAUCUUUGUGCUGGAGUCGUUCAUCGAGAGCACCAUGAGGAGGCCGUGAGAGGAGAGGAGCAAGGACAUGGGGACAUGGACAGCAGGAGGGACAGGGACAGGGAUGGGGACAGGGGACAGGG